AUGGCGACUUUGUCUGUAAGCUUCGAUGCACAGCCACGGGGCAUGGAGGUGGUUUUCGAUGCAGCCAAGCAGCAGCAGAUGCUGUCCUUCAACCUUUCUGUGCAGAUGCCCUUGAUGGACCUCUACCAGGCCUUGCGGGCAAUGCCUCCUGAGGGUUUUGCACUCCCCGGGACAAGUGGGGCGCCGACACCAGGCUUGCCCUCUGAGUCGGCUGCCAGGCCUGAGGCGGUCUCCACCUGGCUCGAGCCAAGGAAGGUGCCGAUUUCUUCGAGCCAGGCACCUGCACUGCCGACUUCCCCCAAGGAGCCCAUGCUGCGAGCCUUGCGCCACGGCGACGUGGCGGCGGUGCGAAAGAUCUUGGAGAGCCGAAAGGGGGAGCUACAAGACUUGGUGCCAAGGGGCGCCGGAAGUUUACUCCAUGUGGCUUUGGAGUCGUCGAGCGUGCGUCUCGACUUGGUCAAGACGCUGCUGGAAGGAAGAUGCAGCCCAAAUGCCGUGAACGAGGAAGGGCGCACGCCUCUCCACUUGGCCGUCCUGCAGGUGGACUCCUUUUCACCGAUCGUUGCAAGAUUGCUGCUCCUAGCUCGCGCAGAGCCAGAGCAGCGAGAUCGGAAUGGGCUAAUGCCCGUGGACUGUUUGAAGAGCUGCGCGGGAAGUCAUGCCGUCAGUAGCAAUGUCAAGCAAAUCAUGUCCGAGAUGGUGGGUGCGCCGACUCUGCAGGUGGCAGUCUUCGAGAGAGAGCAGAUGCUUCGCGCCUGCUUCGCUGACCGGCGCUGCGAGGCAGUCGUCUUCCAGACGGACCAGGCCGUAGGCCUCUACGACAUCGGCACAGGUCGUGUACGGUAUCGCAGAGAGCUCUCAUCCGGAGGAAAACACUUCAUACGGAGCAUGGCGGUGAAUCCGUCGACGGGCGGCGUCGCACUGCUCUUGGAGGUCGGCACAGCCUCACGAGAUCUGGUGAUGUUUUGGCCUUCCGGGCAGCUCGACGAUGAAGAGCCCUUGAAGUGGACCGUCGAGGGCGACUCGAGUGGCGCCAGUACUUCGAGGUCAGCGCCGAGCAUUGCAUUGUCGCAGACCGACUACAGCGCCAAGUCGAAUCCAGUCAUUCUAUGUCGGACUUCUUCCGGAUCGAUCCUGGCUUGGCAGCUCCUACCCAUGGGCGCGCAGCUUUUGGGGGAGAAGACCCUGGUGGAGGGAAGAGGCGGCGCGCUGUCGCUGUCCUUCCACGGGGCCUGGGCGGCGCUACAGCCCUCUGAGGAGAAGCUACAGGUGUGGGCCUUCCAGGGCGGCAGCGCCGAGGCGGAGCCCUGGCAGGCAGACCUGGUGUGCACGGUCGAGCGAAACCUCUCGGCCUUUGCAGUGAUCGAGGAUACGUCGCCCAACUGCUGCCUCCUCGCUAUGACAGGACUCGAAAACUCACCGGCGCAAGUGUGGCGAGUGCAAAGGAAGGGGACGAGAGAACUGGUUCACCGUGUGAUGCCGGACUCGAGCAGCAACAUCCGGUAUCUGGGCUUCUGUGGGGAGGACUGCGACUCCCUGUUGGGAGUCCUGGAGGAUGGCCUCGUCAUGCUCUGUCACCUGCAGGGCGGUUCGCAAACAUGCAUCUUCGAUGAUGGCUCCCUACGCACCGUGGACAUCUCCAGGGACAGAAAACUGAUGGCUUGCAACGUUUGGAGCUGGUGGCCACGUGAGCUGGGCAGACAGCUUGGGGACAAAAAGCAGCGCUCACCGCAAUGCGAAGACGAUUUUGCCAUGGGUUUGUGGGAAUCUCAAGCUGUCUUUCUGGCGGUGACGCUGCUGAUCGAGGGGAUCCUUGCGACGCAUCUGCUCUAUUCUGCCGUGCAUCAGUGGGCGGCUGUCAAGCGGUGGAUGAUGUCUAGCAUGCAGUACCUGCAUCGGACCUUAUGGUCCCUACGAUGGCAUCGGGAAGAGCUGAAGUCGCAUCAGCGGUUGAUGCUGCAGGAGUUGGCCAGUGCUCGCUGGAGCAUCAGCCGGAAACUGGUCGCCAUCCAACUGGGCGUCGUACUCUUCGGCUUGAUCGGGAUACAGCUCCGCUUUGCUCUGCAGCUGCCUUCCUCUGUGUCCAUGAUGUUCAUCUGGACCAUGGUGGCUAACCUUGCUGGGAUCUCCAUCGGUUUUUGUUUGCCUCGUCUGCAGCGGAGCGACGCGUGGUACAUCUGGACCCAGGUGAUAUCAAUGCUAUACCUUUUGCCGGUGGUCACUUCACCUCAGGGCACUGCGAGGGUCUCGAUGAUUCUUUUUGCAUUGGUUCGACAGCCGAACACCCUAGUCGUGUCUCGCAUUUGGCCUGUUCUGCUCUGCGGCUUGGGACACAUUAUCAUCAUACUGGUCCGAGUGUCUACUGAGGACUUCGGCCAGGAGUAUGGCGGGGACUUUGCAGCGGUUAGCAUCGAGUGCCUCAACCUGGCGGUCCUCGCGGCCACGUCGGUGGCAUUCCGGGCCUACCUCAAGCAAAGGGUCGAGCUGGCAAUCGAGGGCAAAAACGCCAUGACACAGCUCAAUGCCGCAUCGUCCUUGCUGCAGCUGACCUGUGACGCCGUGGUUGAGUUGGACGCCAGCCUGUGUUUCACGAAAGACUCGCGUGAGCUCGCGGCGAUGUUGAUCAGACAGGGAUCGAUGGAGGGAGUUCCGUUCAUUGACCUGAUGCCUGAAACAGAGCGCGCGCAGGCCAUGUUGCAGCUGACCUCCUUCCGCAGUACGGCAAGCUCUGGCACGUCUGCUCAGAGUUCAUCUGGUCCGAUGAUGCGAGCACACGCUUUUCAUACCCGGAUGGUGGACAGCUGUUCCACAAAGCUGCGCACUGAAGUUCUCCAGGUUAUGUACACGAAGCGAGAUGGUGAGAUUUGCCACCUUGUCGGGUUGCGCGACUUCACGGACACGAAGCCGUACUCUGCAGCGAGCUCCUUGCAGCCCGAGGACUUUCUCGACUCUUGGGGGCCCCGAAGCCCCAGUAUCAGUGCCAGUGACGAUGAAGGGUUGGGAUUCCACCCACAUCUUCGGCAAACGCAGUUCCUGGACGUGGAUGUUGAGCGUCUCCAGAUCAACUCUGCUUCGGCACAGCUGGCCGAGCACACUGGAGCCUCAUUGAGCAGCGUUUUCCCAGCGCCUCAUACCAUUCAGCUGUUUGAGCGAAUGCACAGCGAAGGCCGAGUUUGCCUCGAACGAGGAGAGGCCUUGCCUUUGAAAGUCUUCUCCUACGAAGACAUGCCCGUCUGCCUGUCCCGUGACUGCUCUGAGAGCAUCUGCGGCACUAUGCAGUUAGUGCAGACGCAGACGGGCAUCAACAUCCUGCUGGCCUUUCAGCAACCGCAAUCAUGCGCGGGAAAGACGAGCCCAUUGAGCCCAAGAAGUCCCAAAAGCCCAAAGAACGUUUGGGAGCCGGCGCAUGGCCGAUCUCAUCGCAGGACGAACCGCAACAGUCAAACCUCUGGCCGCGUUGGUAUCGUCCUGAGUCUCCCUGAUAAGAGCCUUGUAGGUGGAAAGCGGCUGCAGUCACUGUAG
Messenger RNA from Symbiodinium sp. CCMP2592, 3522 nucleotides. The record is from the annotation of a GenBank genome assembly. NCBI's taxonomy places the organism in Eukaryota, Dinophyceae, Suessiales, Symbiodiniaceae.